CCCUAUUCAGUUAACUUAAGGGGGGAAAACUAUCCCGCCGGCGCGAAGCUCCUCCGGCAGCCAACCCGCCGACAGUCCAUCAUUUUCACCUGUGACCCGGAAAACUUUUGAAGAAUAAAGGAAGAAAAAUUUAGCCUUUUGGUGAUUUAUACUCUCUUUCCUGACCAGUGUUUCAGCUCCGGGCCAGUCGGAAGCGAGCUUCGCAUGCUCCUUUCUUCACGCGUGGAAUUUGAUACUGAUUCUGGGCGAAUCUGGAUGGUGAAGGUUGAUGAUUUGGUCACUGCGUUCUCAAUUUUGUGCCAUGGUGUGCUAUCGUGUAUAGGGAGGAUUAAGCAACUUUCCGGGAAGCUGAUUACUUUGUGUCUUAUACUGAAUAAGAUCUUAGCAGUGAACGUUGGUUGUCUUCAAUUCUUCCUCUUGCUAGCAGUUUUUUAGUUUUUUUGAAACAUAAUAAUAGAGUAUGUUCUGUGCUUCUUGGUGUGUCCACCUGCUCAAACGCACUCGAACUGUCUCUCUGAACCUUAAUAGUUGGCUCAAUUUCUCGACUCAAGCAUUAGCUACGCCAUGCCAACCGUCUUCGGCACUUCCUUAUCUCAAGCCUCUCAACUCCAAGCUCUCCAGCUUCAUGAAAAGUGGUCUGGUCGAGGAAGCAGAGAAUUUGUUCAACGAAAUGCCUGACCGAAACAUUGUGACUUGGAACACCAUGAUUAACGGCUAUUUCAAGAAUGGGGAGAAGGAAAAAGCAUUCAGUUUGUUGGGUUCGAUUCCCCAGCCCGAUAUUUAUACAUACAACACAGUGAUCUCCGGGUUGAUCCAGGUUGGUGAUCUGUCUGGUGCUAGGAAGGUCUUUGAUAAGAUGGACUCUAGAGAUAUAGUUACCUGGAACUCCAUUAUUGCUGGUUAUGUUCACAAAGGAGUCAUCGACGAGGCGAUGCAACUGUUUCAUGAAAUGCCUGUCGGGAUGAGAGGGAAAGACACAGUAGUGUCUUGGAUAGUUAUGGUUUCUGGAUUGGCUAAGGAAGGGCGCCUUGUUGAAGCUCAUAAGUUUUAUGAGAAGAUGCCGGUUAAAGACUCUCACGCUUGCAAUUCCUUGAUUGCUGCAUAUAUCAGAAUCGGGGAGCUAGACCAGGCAGAAGACUUGUUUCGCAAGUCAGAACAAAAAGACUCUGAUUCCUGGAGGCAAUUGAUAAAUGGGUUAGUCACUUGUGGAAGACUCAGUGGUGCUUUUAGCCUCUACUUGGAAUCACCUGAGAAAUGUCAUACCACGUGGAACUCGCUGCUACUGAAAUUAAUGGAGAGUGGAGCAACUAAACCAGUUCAUGCCUUCCUCGAAAAGCUUCCAUAUGGUGACAUUGUGUCGUGGACUAACAUAAUCAUCGGAUACUUCAGGGAAGGUGAAGUAGGAGCUGCAGUUAGCCUGUUUUACUCGAUGCAUCAUCUAGACUUAACGUUAUGCAAUGUGAUGAUAUGUGGACUAGGGGAGAAUGGACUUGAGGAAGAAGGCAUCAAAUUGUUUACGAGGAUGAAAGAAUUAGGGUUGUCACCUGAUAAGGCUACUUUCACUAGCAUCUUGACAAUUUGUUCAGAGUUACCAGCCUUAUGCCUUGGGAAACAAGUCUGUGUACAUGUUUUCAAGACGGGACUAAAUCUUACUAUCGAGGCCCUCGAGAUGUUCGAAGAAAUGAGAUUGAGCAAUGUGAAGCCUAACGAGUUAACCUUUAUUGCUGUUCUGUCUGCUUGUAGCCAUGCAGGAUUGGUGGAAAAGGGAAGGUUUGGGCUGAUUGAUGAAGCUAUGAGUUUUAUAGACCGAAUGAGAGCCGAUGGGCUUGAAGUUCCCGUUAGUGUCUGGGGAGCUAUACUUGGAGCUUGUAGAGUUCACAGAAAUGUUGAAGUUGGCGCGGUUGCUGCUGAGAAUGUAUUGGCAAUUGAACCAAAUAGGUCUGGCACGUACUUGAUUUUGGCAGAGUUAUAUGCUAGCGUUGAAAGAUUGAAUGAGGCGGAGAGAGUUUUGACCCGAAUGAAGAACAGUGGAGUCAAGAAACAACCUGGGUGUAGUUGGAUUGAGAUGAACAACGGUGGAUGUGCUUUUCUCUCUGGAGAUAAGUCGCACCUUGAGUUUGACGUGGAGGCACGAGUGGAGAUAGUUCAACCUUGUUGGCACUCUGGGUAG
Messenger RNA from Linum tenue, 2170 nucleotides. Lineage: Eukaryota; Viridiplantae; Streptophyta; Magnoliopsida; Malpighiales; Linaceae. The record is from the annotation of a GenBank genome assembly.